AUGUCUCAGAAAUCCAUCCUAAGGUCUGUCCACUGCCUUUCAGCCUCUCUUUCCCACGUUGCUUACAUUUCCAAAUUCGUCGUAUGUCAAGGGCCGAAUACCGUCAACAUGCGUGAAUCCUUUUUCCUCGCCGCAGCCCUCGAUGCUCUUGGUGCUGAAGCAGACGAUUCCAGCAGCACCAUCAUUGGCUCCUUCUCUCCUCCAUGA
Molecule: messenger RNA, 207 nt
Organism: Penicillium macrosclerotiorum
Lineage: Eukaryota; Fungi; Ascomycota; Eurotiomycetes; Eurotiales; Aspergillaceae
Exons: 2
Coding region: 1-207 (68 amino acids)
Source: RefSeq, a predicted model, not a curated record